This is a messenger RNA of Arabidopsis lyrata subsp. lyrata, 2117 nucleotides long. Its product is annotated as ankyrin repeat-containing protein ITN1. Bases 53 to 1381 code for a protein of 442 amino acids. The transcript has 4 exons. NCBI's taxonomy places the organism in Eukaryota, Viridiplantae, Streptophyta, Magnoliopsida, Brassicales, Brassicaceae. The record is from RefSeq and is a predicted model, not a curated record.
GAACCCGGAUCUUCCGCUGAUUCCAGGCAAUAGUGAAUUGAUUCCACUCCAUAUGGCUGCUUUGUUUGGACACAGAGAUAUGGUUAUUUACCUCUAUAGUCAAACUGAUUUCACAAGCUUGAGUAAUGUGCAACUUGUAGAUAUCUUUCAUGCCAUCAUAUAUGCCAACAUUUUUGAUGUAGCUUUGUGGAUGUUGGAAAGAUACCAAAUACUAGCUACUUCUUGUAACCGUGCUAUGGAAACCGGGUUACAUCUUUUAGCUCGCAAGCCUUUGGCUAUCGGUCACAGAAAAAAUCUCAAUUUCUUUCAGUGGUUAGGGCAUUUAAUGUUUGAAGGGAUGUUUCAUAAAGCUAAAAUGAGAAGCUUGGCUCACAAGUUGGUGGAGGAUAUAUGGAACUUGAUUAUUCAAAAAUCUGAUGAAGAGGUUUCGGAUUUAUUGAGAAAACCUACAAGACUACUCUUUGAUGCUGCAUCAUGUGGAAAUGUCGAGUUCCUAGUCAUUCUUAUUCGUUCGUAUCCAGAUUUGAUAUGGAAAGUCGAUAGAAGAAACCGAAGCUUGUUUCACAUUGCUGCUAUAAAUCGUCAUGAAAGCAUCUUCAACAUCAUAUAUGAACUCGGAGCAAUCAAGGACUUAAUAGCUUCUUAUCGAGAAGAAGCCACAAAUAAUACUCUGUUGCAUCUUGUUGCAAGCUUGCCUCCUCAUGAUCGACUACAUAUUGUAUCAGGGGCUGCACUUCAAAUGCAAAGAGAGAUUCUUUGGUUCAAGGCUGUGAAAAAGAUUGUUCCUCGUUCAUACAUCAAAUCAAAGAAUAAAGAAGGGGAAUUAGCGCAAGACAUCUUUACUAAUGGACACAAAGAAUUACGGAAAGAAGGAGAGAAAUGGAUGAAAGAUACUGCAACAUCAUGUAUGCUUGUAGCAACGCUAAUAGCAACGGUAGUUUUUGCCGCGGCCUUUACCGUACCAGGAGGGAACAAUGAAGAAUCAGGACUUCCUAUCCUCCAAAAAAAGAAAUGGUUUAAUAUAUUUAUCCUAUCGGAUGCGGUCGCGCUAUGCUCCUCCUCAACAUCUAUAGUGAUUUUCUUGUCAAUCUUGACGUCAAGAUAUGCUGAAGAUGAUUUUCUUGUGUCAUUACCCUCAAGGCUAAUGUUGGGACUUUUGGCAUUGUUUGUCUCCAUUAUCGCAAUGGUCAUAGCUUUCUGUGCGACGUUAUUCUUGAUCUAUGACCGGAGACUCGCGUGGAAUUUAGCCUUCAUUAUUUCACUUGCUUCAAUCACAGCUUUUUCGUUUGCCUUGCUACAUGUGCAGCUUUGGUUUGACACACUUCGAUCAGCCUAUUGGUCCAAGUUCCUCUUUCAACACCGUAAACAUCGGCUGCAUUAACCCACACGCACUCCUAAGGUUAGCAAUUUUUUUUUUUUUUUAUUAAAGAUAUUAUUUUCUGUCAUAUCCUCUACGUUUAUUCUCUUUUGAAGGUCUUACUUUUUUUUUUUUUUAUAAUCCACGUAUCCGGACCGAAACCCGACUAGCACCAAGGCUUGAGGCCGGUUCCUGUCGGGCCGUCCAAGCCCAACGCUCAGUGUGUUUUCUGGAGGCCCGAGGGGGCCAGAUGAAAACCUCGAUGGCCAACGGAAAUCGAACUGCGGGCACCAUAUUGGGAUUACCCCGUUAAAUUCUAAAAAAAAAUGAAAAAAACAUGUAUGAUAUUAAAUUUGUAUACGGAAAUUAAGUUUUCUGCAUAUCCAUCUAGAUCCGCCUUUAGGCACACUAAUUCCAAGUUUUAUAGUCAAACAUUAUACUAUCUUCCUCAGAGACAGAGAUAUCAGAUAUGCAUGCAUGUUUAAUUUUCUGAUCAAAGUAUUACUAGAAUUGUCUAUAUCUUUGUUCUUUUAUUUGCCAAUAAUUAUAUUAAAGAAAAAUGUUUUCCUGUGAUUGUAACCGCAAGUGAUGCGAGGAGAACAAAUGGUUUUCUAUGAAGGAAUUUAGGGUACGGUUUUACCGAUGAUCUUAUCAAACGUAUUGAGCCUGAUUGGGACUAUGAGUAAGUUUCCAAAUAAUUGAUGUGUUCCUUAAUUUAUCCACUGCAAUUAUUGUAAAAUAAAAUAUAUUUUUUUUGAUA